GCAGAGUUCUCACCCACUUGCGCGCGCGCUGCUGCUGAUGCUGGAGUACACGCCGCGUGGGUUUCAUUUUAGCCGCACUUUCGUUUUGUCGUGGACGCAGGAUGAAGAGGAUAAUACAACAAUUAUAAGGAUUUUUGGUUUGUUUUUUUGCAGAAGGGAUGAAGUGCUGCUAGUUUCACAGUCGGUGCCAACUAUGUCCAAACCGAUGGAUCACGUCAAACGUCCGAUGAACGCCUUCAUGGUGUGGUCCAGAGCCCAGAGGAGGAAGAUGGCUCAGGAGAACCCCAAGAUGCACAACUCGGAGAUCAGCAAGCGGCUGGGCGCCGAGUGGAAACUCCUCACCGAGUCCGAGAAGCGGCCCUUCAUCGACGAGGCCAAGCGGCUGCGCGCCAUGCACAUGAAGGAGCACCCCGACUACAAGUACCGGCCCAGGCGGAAGCCCAAGACCCUGAUGAAGAAGGACAAGUUCUCCUUCCCGGUGCCGUACAACCUCGGCGAGCACGACGCGCUCAAAGUCGGCGGCCUCUCCGCGGGGUGCCUGGCCGACAGCGUCAUGGGGCACCCGGACAAGGCGGCUGCCGCGGCCGCCGCCGCCGCCGCCCGUGUCUUCUUCAACCCGUCCAUGUCCACGAACCCUUACUCCUUUUUCGACCUGGGCUCCAAGAUGACGGAGCUUUCCCCGCACUCGUUCCCUUACGCGUCCCCGCUGGGGUACCCGCCCGCCGGGGCCACGUUCACGACGACGGGAGGCGUCGGCGGAGGGACGCACACCCACACGCACCCUUCCCCCGGGAACCCGGGGUACAUGAUCCCUUGCAACUGCUCGGCGUGGCCCUCCGCCGGACUCCAGCCACCCCUCGCGUACAUCCUGCUCCCCGGGAUGGGGAAGCCUCAGCUCGAACCUUAUCCCGCCUACGCCGCGGCGUUAUGAUCAACCCCCAAGUUGGAACAAAAAAACAACAACAAAAAAACACUAACUAUUGGUGCAAUAGUUAGAUUAUGCAUGCACAAACUUGAACAUGUGGUGACGUGUGCAUACAUGUAUUACAUCUAUGGAUGAAUAGUGCAGAACUCGCCAAACUUUUGCCAAAGGGAGAACAGAGACAAAUCGGCAUGAGGCGUGAAAAAAAAAAAAUGAAAAAAAUACCUUGUGUCCACUUUGCACCUGUUGGACACGCCCGGUGCAGGUCCGUGGAUUGCGACACACUCCUGUGCACCUGCAAGACAAAAUUGUACAAAAAGUUCAUGUACCGCCUAUAGGCUUAUACAAGCAGGAACAUUUAGCAUCAUGUGUACAUUUAGAGUUUUUAAACCCCUUUUCUAGAUGUCUGUAAUAUUUAUUGUUUAGUGGAAUCUAUGGUGAGCAAAUAAAAAGAGCAAGACUGCAUUUGCACAUGUGAGAGGAUGUAAUUUAUUUCAGAUUCCAAAACAUCCACCUCUUGUAUCAUGUGCAACACACAAAAAAGAACUUUUUUUUUUUUUUUUACUAACUCCCAUGGAAUUUGUAUGUUUUGUGCUUGUUAUGAUGUAUUGUUCAUCAUCAUAACAAUACAGUUCUUGGAUUAAAAGGUAAUUACUUUUGUGUGCUGUCCAUGGUGAAGUGUAAGAUAUCAUCCACCCCAAAAAAGGCCGCUUUCCCCAAAUUUGUUUUUAUUUUGCUUUAAGAAAGAAAACAAACAUAUUUGUAUUUAAAGUGCAUGCACCCCUAAAAGUGC
Molecule: messenger RNA, 1715 nt
Organism: Entelurus aequoreus (snake pipefish)
Lineage: Eukaryota; Metazoa; Chordata; Actinopteri; Syngnathiformes; Syngnathidae
Gene: sox21b
Product: SRY-box transcription factor 21b
Exons: 2
Coding region: 38-931 (297 amino acids)
Biological process (GO): anatomical structure morphogenesis; regulation of DNA-templated transcription; cell differentiation
Molecular function (GO): DNA-binding transcription factor activity, RNA polymerase II-specific; RNA polymerase II cis-regulatory region sequence-specific DNA binding
Source: RefSeq, a predicted model, not a curated record